This is a messenger RNA of Candidula unifasciata, 1428 nucleotides long. NCBI's taxonomy places the organism in Eukaryota, Metazoa, Mollusca, Gastropoda, Stylommatophora, Geomitridae. The record is from the annotation of a GenBank genome assembly.
AUGGCAAUGAUUGAAGACAUGAGCUUGAGUUUAGACAAUGACAGUUCUCAGUCAGGCUUUGGACAAGCUGUCGUGAGCAAAGACGAGACUAAUGCAUCAAACAAUUCAUCAGCACAGAAAAAAGGGGACAAAUCUGCAUCCAAGUCAGGAAAAUCCAACAAAAAGUCCCCAAGUCAGGGAUCCUCUCAGAGCCAGAGUUCUAGAAGAAAUGGCUUGCUGGAUAAGUUGCAUAGGGACGGUUAUGUCUAUGAAGGCCACACUCAGGCUUUCUUGAACUUUCUGAGCAGGACAAAUCCAGAGACAAGAAAUGUCAAAUCAAAGGUGUUCAAAAACCAGUUGAUGAUGGCAGAGAACAUGGAUGAGAUUCCGACAAGCUUUGCCAAGAACUGGCUGAUGGUUGUGACUCCCGUUGGAUCAAGGUGCUUGGUUGUUGCCAGCAUGGGCCACACUGGAGCCUACUCUAAAACUGGCUAUCACAUUAUCAGUCACCCUUCCAACCUUCCAAUGGGCAACAAGGCAAUGCAAGGCUAUGGUGCAUGUGUGCUGGACUGCAUUUACUGCAAUGAGACAGAGACCUAUUUUGUACUGGAUAUAAUGUUUUGGGAUGGACAGCCGCUGUAUGAUUGUGAAACACAUGUACGCUUUAGACAGUUACAGGAGAGAGUUAGAGAGUAUGAUCUUGGAAGGCCAUCACGCCAAAACCCGUAUCCGUUUGUUCCAUUAAAAACAUUCACACCAACUAAAAGCAACAUUUGUAGUGCAGUCAAGUUGGCUCCUUACAUGAUAGAUGGACUAUUGUUCUACCACAAGGAAGCAACCUACACUCCUGGCACCACACCGCUGGUCUUGUGGCUGACCCUGGAUCGCCUGCCUACCAAAAUGAAAAUUGAAAUCCCAGAGAUGGGCAUUGUUACUGCCGUUAGUUACAAGGACCCCGUGGCUUUGGCUUUAGCCCAUGGUGUUAGUCCAGCAAUAAUCUCCCAGGUGUACCCGACUGGUGCUGGCAUGCGAGGCCGCACUACCAGAAAUGGGAGAGGUCAAGGACGAGAGGCACAGGUGCCAGGUAGAGGCUACCAGGAGCCAUCGGUGAUUCCUGGCUCCCAGAGAUUUUACAGUGGACAGCAGCCAAGAAGAGGUCAGGGGCUACGGUAUCAGAAUGAGGAUUAUGGGUACCUGACAGACAUGAUGAUGAACCUGAACGUUAGCUGUCAGGGUCCCUACGGGCAGAUCUUGAAUGCGGGCGGCCCAUUCUAUGGCAACUAUAACAUGAAUAACAGCGCUUCUAGCUUUUAUGGCAGGCGUGAUGUGGGUCAAAGAAAAUUUCAACAGUUACCUCAGACUAAAUCCAAAGGGGAGAAGAAAAAGAAAAAAGGACAGUCACCAAGAAGUGAUGAACAGAAGCAGGCCAACUGGGAUGAACCUCAUAGU